Planococcus citri (citrus mealybug) is the source of this 6168-nucleotide messenger RNA. RefSeq names its product Protein tyrosine phosphatase 69D (gene Ptp69D). NCBI's taxonomy places the organism in Eukaryota, Metazoa, Arthropoda, Insecta, Hemiptera, Pseudococcidae. The transcript has 26 exons. The record is from RefSeq and is a predicted model, not a curated record. The coding region runs from base 352 to 4626 and encodes 1424 amino acids. Gene Ontology annotation, molecular function: protein binding; protein tyrosine phosphatase activity. Gene Ontology annotation, biological process: protein dephosphorylation.
CUUGAGCUAAUCCUACGCUAAUUUUCUGGCUCAAGAGCAGUCGCAUUUUUAUUCUAAUCGGGAGAAAGAAGUGCAUACGAAUGUGCGAAAUAAUUGCCAAUUGCGAAGUGAAUAAUGUUUAAUAAAUCGGCGUUAUUAUAAAUCUUUUGUUUCUAUAUCGUCUAUUUGUUUCGAGCUGUACAAAUGCUUGAAAAUUCAGCUUCUUACUUCUAUCGCCGUGUUUAUAAUUCGGUGUAACUAGUGUUUCCGGCGCGUUUACUAUUUACGGAAUUCUAAAUGUUUAAGAUGCUAAUCGAUUUUAAAUGAUCAACAAACAAGUUUUAUUUUUAUAUUUGAUGUAAAUCUGUGAUUAUGUUCGAGCAACGUUCCAUUAUUGUCUGCUGGUUGAUACUUUGUUUCUACUCGCUGUAUACGUCUUCUGAAGAAUCACUACCACUUCCUCAAAUACUCGAAGGUAGAGGAAAUAACUACACAACUUGCAGCAAUGUGUCUUUAACGUGUCUGAUACCUCCUCAAAUCAACCCUGAAGACCUUAUUGUUCAUUGGUUAGUGAACAAUGAAACAACCACAUUUGAUAACACCAGAAUUCUGGAAGAAUCGGGCAAGGAAUGUAAAUCGUCGCCAUCGUCAUUAUGCUUCGUUUUGAGUAUAAAAUGUGUAAAUAAAACCGAUUCUGCGAAUUAUUCGUGUCAUGCGAGGAGUUCAGAUGAUAAGAUCUACGCGUCUAAUUCAUUCGCAUUGAACGUUCAGGAGCCAAUUAGAUUGGUGAACAGCUCGGGAGAUUUGAGGAUUAAGCCGGAUACGAGUACCGUCGCCGAAUUCUGGUGCGAAUUCAGCGGACCUGGCGAAUAUCAGGUGACUUGGAGUCGACGAGAGGGCAACGAUUUGCUCAGUUUACGACCAAGUGAUUACUCGCAGAAAAAACUAGAUAAUGGAAACGUUAAUUCAACACUAACGUGGCGAGAUUUUCAAUACAAAAAAGUGGCCUUUUUUUGCUCCGUGGAAAAUGGACCUAAAAAGGAAAAUAUUCUAUAUGUUCUGAGCGCACCUAGUAUAACCCUAAAGAAAGUAAUACCCACAGGCGCAAAAACCGUGUUCAUGAAUUGGACGAUUGACGAUGGUAAUUCAAAUAUCACCGAAUACUGGGUUCAGAUGAAAAAAGUUGUCGGUACUGAUCCCGGAUCAUGGACUUAUUACGGAGAACAAAUUAACGGAGAAAAAAAUAGUUGUAUCAUUAAAAAUUUAGAGCCAAAUACGACCUAUCAAUUUAAAAUACAAGUUAGAAGUUUACUCGGUUCCGGAGAGGAUGCCAGUGUUAAUGUUACCACGUUCGAUAAUGAUAACAAAUUUACUCCGGAUGUGACCAUCAAAGGGACCGGACCUCAUUCUAUAAAUAUCGGUUGGGUUAUCCCUCAAAAUGAGAUGAAGAAAGAUGUGCAUUUUUAUAAAGUUCUGAUGAAAAAUAAAUUCGAUAAAAAUGAAGAAACAGCCGUGUAUUCGGAUUUCAGUUACGUAUUCACGAAUCUCGAUAGUGCCACCAAUUAUUCCUUUCAAGUGAUGGCCUGUAAUAAGUACACCAACGAAUGCGGCGAUUGGUCCAAGCUGGUGGUUGGAACCACGAUGGAUGGUGAGGCGGGUCCUCCAGAAAAUGUAAUGCUGAAUUGUACCUACGAUAUAGAGUCUAUGCAAGGAAAAGUGUUUGUAAAUUGGACGCAGCCGACAAACCCGAAUGGAGAAAUUGAUCGUUACAACAUCGUGUUACAAGGCGCUGCGAAAUACAUAAACGAAAACGGUACCUCAGACAGUUACACCUAUGGUCCUAAACAGAAACACGUCAAAACCGAUCAGAAAAGCACCCAGUUUGAAAAUCUAAAUCCGAAUACAAAUUACACGGUUUCAGUAUCAGCAGUGACCAGAUCCAGAGGUUCGGGUAUUCCAGCAGCUCGUGAUUGCUUCAUGUCACCUGCUCCACCGAGUGAUUUGGCGUUCCAGUGGUCCAAGAUGGAAGAAAAAGGACAAUGGUACUUUAAACUCAAUAUGGGAAAUAUAAACCAGAGAAAUGGAGUUAUAUGUUGUGUCAGAGUAUUUGUGGUGAAAUUGAAACCUCAACAACGUAUUGAAGAAUUGGGUGAUCCUCGAAGUAUACCCGUGUAUUCGUACCAAUACGUUCAUAAUAUUCUCGAAGGCGGACAUGCCGCUUAUAUCGCCGAUAUUACCGAUAAUAAAACACUCGUACAAAAACACAUCGUAUUAGGUGACCAAAAAUUCACCGGCAAUUAUAGUAAUGCGACGUGUAGCAAGUGUCCGUAUACGCCGCCGAAAUUAUCAAUUGUUCCUGAACCGACAGCUAUUCCUGCCAAGCAAGAUACAUCCACGCAGUCGAUAAAUUUGACCGAAGAUUCUAAUUAUCUGAAUGAGAAAUUUGUCGCUGAAGAUGCAGGAGCCGAGGCCAAAAGUGCUACCCCUUACGAUGGCACAUUGGAUAGAAACAGCAAUUAUACCGGAUUCGUUUUAGUCACCGUGCAUGGUGAUGGCCAGUUUAUCCCGGGCUAUAGCCCUUACUUCAGCAUUUUACAACCGGGUCCUGAUCUUUCAGAAGAAUCCGAUGACGCUGCGGCCAUAUUACUGCAGAAUAUCUCUUUUCAGAUUCUAUGCGGAAUGAUUGUAAUAUCGAUAAUGAUGCUGGCUGCGUUCUGUCUGCUGCAACAUUACACCAAGCAAGUGGCCGAAGCUCAAGGUGUUGAAAUGACGCUACGAAAUUCGUUCAGUAUCAUAUUUUCUAGACGCUGGUGCCGCUCUUUACGUGGUAGCCAUAUGCCAGUUUUGUCAAGUCCGCCGGAAGUGCUACCUAUUUCCAAGACCGCCUUGUUGGCCGCGUUUGCCGAACUGGCCAAGGAUUCGGAUUAUGGAUUCGAACAAGAAUUUGAGAUGCUGCCAGACCGAUUCACCGAUCGUACCACGAAAGCAUCGGAGGCUCGUGAAAACACUUGUAAAAAUCGAUACCCCGAUAUCAAGGCAUACGAUCAAACGAGAGUGAAAUUAUCGCAAAUCGACGGUAUCAUCGGAUCAGACUAUAUUAACGCUAAUUUCGUGAUAAGUUACAAAGAAAGGAAGAAAUUUAUCUGCGCCCAAGGUCCCAUGGAAAACACCGUUUGUGAUUUCUGGCGUAUGAUUUGGGAACAACAUUUACAAAUCGUCUUGAUGUUGACCAACUUGGAAGAAUAUAAUAAAAUGAAAUGCGCCAAGUAUUGGCCCGAUAAAGAAGAAGAAAAGAAAACCUACGCUGAUAUAACGAUUCACUACGUGAGCGAGAAACGAUAUUCGGAUUACGUCGUCCGAGAAUUAAAAAUGGUCCGCGAAGUGGCCGGACAAACUCGUGAACCGGAAGAAAGAAGUAUAUUCCAGUACCAUUUCCUUAUGUGGAAAGAUUUCCAAGCUCCAGAACAUCCCUCCGGUAUAUUAAAAUUCAUAUGGCGUGUCAACGAAGCGUAUUCGUUAGAAAAAGGACCUAUUUUAGUACAUUGCAGCGCCGGUGUCGGUAGAACUGGUACAUUGGUGGCUAUUGAUUCGUUGCUCCAGCAAUUGGACAGCGAGGGCCAGGUGUUAAUAUUCAAUACAAUUUGUGAUCUAAGACAUCAAAGGAAUUUCUUAGUUCAGUCGUUGAAACAAUACAUUUUUGUAUAUAGAGCGUUAGUAGAGUACGCUCAGUUUGGAAACACCGAAAUCAAAGCGAAGAAUUUGAAACCAACGGUAGAAAAAAUGAAACAAUCUGAUAACGGCAAACUGAAAUCUAGACUGGAAGAAGAAUUCGAAAAAUUAACUUUUACUGUAAACUCGCACGAACAUAAAUCAUCAGCGGUCGGUACUGCGCCGGAAAAUGCCACUAAAAAUAGAUCAACCUCAAUCAUUCCGUUCGAUAGAAAUCGAGUGAUACUGACACCCAUUCCAGGACGAGAACAUUCCACGUAUAUUAACGCGUCCUUUAUCGAGGGAUAUGAUAACAGCGAAUCAUUCAUAAUUACUCAAGAUCCGAUAUUAGAUGUAACUGUGGCUGAUUUUUGGCGAAUGAUAUCCGAACAAAAUAUUUCCACUAUUGUCAUGUUGUCAUCUACGUCAUCAUCAGACGGUCAAAAGAAAACAGGCCGAUAUUGGCCCGAUGACGAAACGGUCCACGGCAACAUCAGCGUUAAACAUCUCCAAAGCGAAAGUUGCCCUUACUACACCAGACGUGAAUUCUACAUAGCGAAUGUAAAAACCGAUGAUAAUCUAGUCGUCACUCAAUACCAAUAUAAUGGCUGGCCAACUGUCGAAGGCGAAGUACCUGAGGUUACUCGAGGUCUGAUCGAGCUCAUGGAUCACGCCACUCAGCACGCCGUCAAUGCCGGACCCGGUCCUAUCGUUAUACAUUGCGAACUAGGAUCUGAUCGUAGUUCUAUGUUCGUCGCUUUAAGUAUUCUAGCUCAACAGUUGAAAACUGAACGACGUGUCGAUGUUGUCAACGUCGCGAGAAAGUUAAGGUCUCAGAGGCAAGGAAUGCUGACAGCUUUUGCUCAGUACGAAUUCUUAUAUCGUGCCAUUUUAAAUUAUGUCGAUUUGCAUCACUUAUCCGAUUCUGAAUCGGAUUAAUUCAAUACGCUCGAGUAGCGUGUAAGUUAUAUUUUUUAACGACGAACAUUUUUUCGAGUCUGUAUGUCAAGUAUGUGUUGUUUUUUUCCCUCUCCUUUUCAAAGUUUAAUUACCAUGAUAGCAUUUAAUAGCGAGAAAAAAGGUAAAAUUUUCGCGAGUGUUCUAAUCUUCUUUUUUUUUUAUUAAAAAUCGUUGAAAAAAGGCCUUAUUUUUAAGCAAUAUCGUACCUACCCCCAAUUUCAAUUUAUCGAUUGAUACGAAGAGGAUUUCAAUUCAAUAUUAUAAAUAAACAAAACUGAUCAACGAUCGAAUCGUAUUAAAGUUGUUGUUGCAAGAAAUAUUGCGAUAAAAUAAUACGAAUUUAAUCAGGAAUUAAAAUAAUUUUUCAUUUUUUUACCUUUUUUUUCGAAACACUGCGUGUGUUCUUUUUUUUCUUAAAUUAAGCUUUAUUUUUUUUAGUUGUGUAUUUUAUGUUUUUUAAUGUUAUUUUUAUUAUUCGUGUUUUGUAGUAAUGCUAAUAAUUUCAAACAAUUUUUUUUUAAUAAGUUUGGGAGGGUAAACUAGUCAUAAAUUAGGCUUUUGAUUUUAUUUGAAUUUUUCAAUUUUUUUUUUUGGUUUAUAGCCUAAUUCGAUGUGUUUUUUUUUUAAUUUUUGAGAAAAAAGUUCCUUUUUUUAUGCGUGAAAUCAGCAUUUUAAAUUAUUUUUUUAUUUUCUCUUCGCUGCAUCUUGUUCAUCUGUCAGUACUGCCCAAGUUUAGUAACUUUUAAUGAAUAAUUUCCAUUUUUGCAAGUGGUCAACGAGAUGUAAUGUGGUGAUCUAGUCUUUAGUUGAAUUUAAUAUAUUACUGUUGGUUUAGAGGAAUGAUUUGAUAUAAAAAGGGGGUCUGGGGAUCGGAAUUUAUCAGGGGUUUCGAUCAUUAGAACCUCUUUUAGGUCAUCUCAAUAGAAAAAUGUGAAUUUAAUAUCUAUGUUUAUAUUAACCGUGAGAAAAGUUUAUGUGAUUUCAAAUUAUUUUAUAAUUGUGAUAAUCGUGGCUGGCAGAGAACUUUGUAUGGAGAUGGAGGGGAUGGUAAAGUACAAAAUAGGUACCUCGAAUUGAUCUUCUGUUAUUUAGAUCGAAAGAUGAGUUAAAUAUUCAAAACGUCAUACAUUUUGCAUAAAAUUUGCAUGAAAUAGUCAACCUGAACAUUUAAAAUCAUCGCUUGUUUCGUCGUCUCUAAUUUAUUCUGUUUAUUUUCAUCGUACGAGUUUCACGCGAAAUAGAUGUGUUUUUAUCGACAAAAUCGGUUUUUGCUGCUAGAAGAAUAUUGAAAAAAAGAAAUAACUUGAUCCGAGGAAGCUAAUUAACGAGAAUAAAUUUUCAUUAGCGUGAGAUUUUCUCAGCUCGAAUUAAAUAGGUACAUAUACGAAGCGUUAUUCAUCGUUCGUCAAAAUUUUCCACCACCGUUGUAUAAGAUUAUUUCCUCGAAGUGAUUAUUGCUUUUCGUUUAUAGAAACGUACUUUUAUCGUUUUUAAAACGCAAUUCUAAGAAAUAAUGAUCUC